This is a messenger RNA of Plasmodium gallinaceum, 2430 nucleotides long. RefSeq names its product glycine--tRNA ligase, putative. The transcript has a single exon. Gene Ontology annotation, cellular component: mitochondrion; cytoplasm. Bases 1 to 2430 code for a protein of 809 amino acids. The record is from RefSeq and is a predicted model, not a curated record. Gene Ontology annotation, molecular function: ATP binding; glycine-tRNA ligase activity. Lineage: Eukaryota; Apicomplexa; Aconoidasida; Haemosporida; Plasmodiidae. Gene Ontology annotation, biological process: mitochondrial glycyl-tRNA aminoacylation.
AUGAAAUUUAUAAGAAUAAUAAUAUUUUCUAUGUUUUUUCAAAGGAAAACAUAUAGUUUUAUUUGUAAUUUAAAAUUAAAAAAGAUAAAAAAUAAUUGUUACACUAUUAGUUUAAGCAAAUUAAAAAGAAGUGAAUAUUAUUCUUUAAAUGAGCCCUAUAAAAAAAAAAAAAAGAAUUAUACUCUUUUUUCAAAAGUAAUAAAUAAAAUGGAUAUUAAAAAAAUAGAAACAGUUGAAAAUUUAAUAGAAAAAUAUAACCAAGAGAUAUCCACCUUAAUUGAAAGAAAUGAAUCAAUUAGAGGCAUAAGUGAUGAAGAAUUAAGAAGAGAAUACGAAAAUAAUGAAAAAUUGUUAGAAGAAAAAAAAAAGAAAUUAAAAGAUUUAUAUUUAGUACCAAGUGAACCAUUAAAAUUAAUUGAAAAUCGCUCUAAAUUAGAAAAUUUAAUAAAAAGAAAGUUUUUUUACACUAAUGCAUUUGAUAUAUAUGGAGGAACUUCAGGUUUAAUUGAUUAUGGGCCAUCUGGAUGUUUGUUAAAAUCAGAAUUAGAAAAAAUGUGGAGACAUCAUUUUAUAUAUUAUGAUGAAAUGCUAGAAAUAUCAAGUACUUGUGUUACACCUUACAAUGUUUUAAAAACAUCAGGUCACGUUGAUAGAUUUACAGAUUUAAUGGUGAAAGAUGAAAUUACAAAAGAUUGUUAUAGAGCAGAUAAAUAUUUAUCCGAAUUUUUGAGUAAUAAAAUAGAAGAAUUAAAGAAAAGUAUUCAAAAGCAGGAUGAACUACUGAAUCAAAAAGAAAAAAAAAAUGCAGAUAAUGAAGAGAAUAAUGUGAUCCAAGAAAAAGGAAAAAUUAAUAAAGAAAUAGAAAAUAUUGAAUUAAUAAUAAGAAAACUAGAUGGUAUGAAUCAAGAAGAAAUAAAAGAAGUUAUAAAGAAAUAUAACAUCAAAUCACCUUUAAAAAAUAAUUUAUCAGAUCCUUUUCCUUUCAACUUAAUGUUCCAAACAAAAAUUGGUCCAAAAGAUGAAGUAGAAAAUAAUUCAAAUGAUAGUAAAAAUGAUAAUGAAAAAGAAAUGAAUUUAAGUAGCAUAGCUUAUUUAAGACCUGAAACAGCUCAAGGUAUUUUUGUAAAUUUCCGAAAAUUAUUGGAAUAUAAUGGUGGAAAAAUGCCUUUUGCUGGAGCACAAAUAGGAUUGGGAUUUAGAAAUGAGAUAUCUCCUAGAAACGGUUUGUUAAGAGUUAGAGAAUUUCAAAUGGCUGAAAUUGAAUACUUUGUAAAUCCAAAUAAAAAAUUCCAUGAAAAAUAUUAUUUAUAUAAACACUUAAUGCUACCUCUAUUUCCAAGAGAUAAUCAACUAACUAGUGGAUUAAUUAUAAAAAAUUUAACUUUACAAGAAGCCGUUGAACAAAAAAUAAUAGGUAAUGAAGCUUUAGCCUAUUUUCUUGCUCGAACUUAUUUAUUUUUGCUAAAAUGUGGAAUUAAUAAAGAUGGAAUAAGAUUUCGACAACAUUUAAAUACGGAAAUGGCCCAUUAUGCAAGUGAUUGUUGGGAUGCAGAAAUUUUAACUUCUUUUGGUUUUAUUGAAGUUGUUGGGCAUGCUGAUAGAUCUGCUUACGAUUUGAAAAAUCACAUGGGAUCUACGGGUGCUAAUUUAUAUGCAUGUGAAAAAUACAAUGAACCUAUAGAAGUAGAGUGUGUCAAAAUUUUUCCAAACAAAGCAAAAAUUGGGAAUACAUUUAAAAAUUAUCAAAGUAAAAUAUACCAAGCUUUGAAUGAGAAAAGCAAUGAAGAUUUGUUAAGUAUUGAUGAAGAAUUAAAUAAAAAUAACAAAUUUAUUUUAAAGAUAUGUAAUGGUCCAACUAAUGUCUUAUCUUUUGAAUUAACUAGAGAUAUGGUCUCUUUUGAGAAAUUUACAAAAAAAGUGCAAGAAGAAAAUUUUAUACCUAAUGUUAUUGAACCUUCAUUUGGAAUAGGAAGACUUAUUUUUUGCAUUUUAGAACACUCAUUUAGAAUUAGAUCCUUUACUGAUGAUAAAGAAGAAAGAAAUUAUUUAGCAUUGCCAUAUAAAUUGGCUCCAAUAAAAUGUUCCAUAUUAUCUAUAUCAAAUAAUAAAGCAUUUUAUCCUUACAUCAAGCAAAUUCAAAUGUUGUUAAAUGAAUAUGAUAUCUCGUCAAAAAUAGAUAAUUCGAGUGUAUCUAUUGGAAAAAAAUAUGCUAGAACAGAUGAAAUUGGCAUACCAUUUGCUGUAACUAUUGAUUUUCAAACAAUAAAAGAUAAAACCAUUACAUUAAGAGAAAGAGAUUCGAUGCUACAAAUUAGAAUUGAUAUAAACUCAUUAGUUGAAAUUAUUAACUCACUUUUGCAUCAAAAAAAAACAUGGAAUGAUCAUAUAUCCAAUUAUGGACUAUUUACUCAGCAGAAUUUACAGAAUUAA